GCGCGGUUAUCUCGCCACUCAUCUCGCUGCCUCUCCUCGCAGUGGCGGGGCGCGAAAAUGCCUUGCCGAGACAGCCGAUUUUUACGACCCAGCAAGAGGCCGAGCUGGUACAAUAUCCUGACUGUAAAUCGUCCAGUGGUAAUAUUGGCGAGGACCCAGACCACUUAAAUCAGAGCUCGUCUCCUUCUCAAAUGUUUCCCUGGAUGAGACCACAAGCAGCUCCUGGUAGGCGAAGAGGAAGACAAACCUACAGUCGCUUCCAAACCCUAGAGCUGGAAAAGGAAUUCCUUUUUAACCCUUAUCUGACCAGAAAGAGAAGAAUCGAGGUUUCCCACGCCCUAGCCCUCACGGAGAGACAGGUAAAAAUCUGGUUCCAGAACAGGAGAAUGAAAUGGAAAAAGGAGAACAACAAGGACAAAUUUCCCGUUUCCCGGCAGGAGGUGAAGGAUGGGGAGACCAAAAAGGAAGUUCAAGAGCUGGAGGAAGACAGAGCUGAAGGCCCUGCAAAUUAACUUCUUUAAAAUUUUACCAUAGACAAUUAAAACUAAUGAUCAAUAUAUGCUGGUGGACACCGCCCCUUUUCAUUUUUGGAAAGGACCUUACCUGUGUUUCAAGCUACCUUCAUGUCACUGCUCUUGAGGUUUCUACGCUUUGAGAGGGAUUUGGGUGUUUAAAAAAGUUUCUAGUAUGGCACAGAAGCAGUCCUUAUGCGGUCCUAUGAAAGGGUAAUUUGAUACUGACCUUGUAGCUGUAUUUUUAUAAUGGUAGUUUUUAACGUCUGAGCUGGUGAUUUGCCUCAACAACGUAAACUUCCUAAAGACUAGCACUAAAUAAUUGAAUAUAAAAUGCUUUAUUAAAACAAGUGCACUUGAACAGUUUAAAUCUUUUCUUUAUGAUGAGUAAAUUAAAAGAGGUCUAUUAAUUUUUUAAAAUUUAUGCCUGC
This is a messenger RNA of Fukomys damarensis (Damara mole-rat), 943 nucleotides long. It is a transcript of the gene Hoxd8, whose product is annotated as homeobox D8. Bases 192 to 512 code for a protein of 106 amino acids. Gene Ontology annotation, biological process: regulation of transcription by RNA polymerase II. NCBI's taxonomy places the organism in Eukaryota, Metazoa, Chordata, Mammalia, Rodentia, Bathyergidae. Gene Ontology annotation, molecular function: RNA polymerase II transcription regulatory region sequence-specific DNA binding; DNA-binding transcription factor activity, RNA polymerase II-specific. The transcript is spliced from 3 exons. Gene Ontology annotation, cellular component: nucleus. The record is from RefSeq and is a predicted model, not a curated record.